Molecule: messenger RNA, 2976 nt
Organism: Tigriopus californicus
Lineage: Eukaryota; Metazoa; Arthropoda; Copepoda; Harpacticoida; Harpacticidae
Product: protein jagged-1a-like
Exons: 13
Coding region: 50-2611 (853 amino acids)
Source: RefSeq, a predicted model, not a curated record
GACGUUUGUUUUCAGUCACAAAUGAACCUAGGUCAUAUCAACAAGAAAAAUGGCCUUUAUGUCUUGCAAACAAAUCUUCAUUUUUGGCCUCUUACCUUUGGUUCAAUCCAAAGUAGCGUUAUCUCCUGAAGACUUGGACCAUCCUUGUUCCCCGGAUAAUUUGAGGGAAACUCAUCGUUAUUUUUGCACCGACGAUGGUCAUGUUAUUUGUCGUGAAGGUUGGCGAGAACCUCUCGUUCCGCAAAUUCCAGAUGGUUUGAGGUUUGCUUCACCCUGCAUUGAACCAAUUUGUGAAUUUGAAGGUCGCAAUUGCGUCCAUGGAUAUUGUGCGAAACCCGGAGUAUGUUCCUGCGACAUUGGAUGGGAGGGCUACUUUUGUGAUGAGUGCAUUCGAUUACCUGGAUGCCGCCAUGGAUCCUGCAUUGACUCUUUUGAAUGCAUUUGUACUAAGGAUAAGGAAGGAAAACCUCUUUGGAUCGGCCGAGAUUGCGACCAACCUGCAUGUUCUAAUUGCGAAAAUGGACGGUGUGUUGAGCCUGGGUUGUGUCGGUGCAAUCCAGGAUGGGGCGGGAAAAAUUGCGACAAGUGUGAAACAUUUGCUGGUUGCAUUCAUGGAAGUUGCAAUGGGAAAGCUCAUGCCUGUGAGUGCCAUACAGGAUAUGGCGGUCAGCUUUGUGAUCGGCCGAUUUGCAGGGAAGACUGCCACCCCUUGAAUGGAUAUUGUGAGGAGCCCGGAACUUGUCUUUGCAAGUCCGGAUACAUGGGUCCCAGUUGUAACACUUGUGACCCAUACUGGGAUUGUCCCUUCAAUGGGUAUUGCUUGCAGCCCCAUCAAUGUAUCUGCAAUCAAACCGUGGCCAAAACUGACAUCCAUGGGGUUUGCAACCUGAUUGAAUUGAAUGGACCCCGAUUUGGACCUUGGUCCGAAUGCUCAAAUCCUUGUCGAGAACAAUCUAAUAUUGAGCAAUCUCAUGUCCCCGGAUCUCAAAUUCGCUUGUGUCGCUGGAACCCCGAUGGACCCUGUGAAGCAGAGAUGAGGCAAUGCUUUGGCAAUCGCCCGUGGAUGAAAGCGGCCAGGGUUGAACCCAGACUAUGUCACUAUGUUCAAGACGGCCUUGGAGAGACCGAAAGUCGCGUGGCAGUUGAGCCGGAUGAUUUGGAGCUACAAAGCUGCGCUCAAGAUCAAGACUGUCUUGACCCGGAGCUUACUCAUUGCGUAAAUGAAGCCUGUCAUGCCUUCGAAUGUCUGAGUAAUUCCCACUGCUUUCCCGGAUUGUGCCAGAAUGGCACUUGCGUCUUGCUUGAAAGUUGCCUCAACCACUCCGAUUGUCCUGAAGAAUCAUCGUUUUGUAUUGAGGGUCAUUGUCGUUUGGCCAUGACCUGUGUCGCAAACGAUUCCAAAUGUCCGGACAAAUUUCCCGUAUGCCAAGAUAAUAUCUGUCAAGCUUGCCAAAGAAAUGAGGAUUGCCCUGAAGAUCGACCUGCUUGUUCAUAUGGAAUGUGCCAUGAGAAGUGUCAAGAUGACGAGGGAUGCACGUUCCCAACCCCAAAAUGUAACUUGGAGACUGGGAACUGUCAGCGUUGUUUAACAACGGCCGAUUGUGAGGAUGAGAGAUUUUAUUGCAUCCAAGGCGUUGGCAAAUGCAAACCAGGGUGUGAUUCAGACGCACAAUGUAAAUUGAGUAACCCAGACACUCCAGUGUGUAAUUUGGAGAGCUUCCAAUGUUAUGAAUGCUUGAAAGACGACCAUUGUGGUCCGGAUCACUUUUGCAAUGGCCAAUACAAAUGCAAUCCAGGUUGCCAUCACACAUUCCAAUGCCAAAAAGGACAAUAUUGUUCCAAAACAACGGAACAAUGCACUCCUGGGUGCAAUGGUAUUCAUAGACAAUGUCCAGAAGAAUCUUCGUGUCAAGGAAACGACUGUCAACCUCAAUGUCAAUCCCACGCUAAUUGUCCAAUGGGAAAACUAUGCCAAAGCGGGAGUUGCGAAAACGGAUGUGUUUACCACAACGAUUGCCCCAUCGGAAAAAUCUGUAAAGAAGACCAACAAUGUGCUUCUGGUUGUAUCUGGUCGGAACAUUGUAUCCCAGGUCAGCUUUGCCUAAACGGAACGUGCACUGAGGGCUGCGAUCCAGAGAUUGAUGCUUGUCCAAAACGGCAGCACUGCAAUGGCACGCAUUGUGUUGAGGGCUGCAAUGAGUUGCACGACCGGUGUCCUCCGGGUUUUCUGUGCCAAGUUGACUCAUGUGCUCCGGGGUGUAAUACUGACACCACGUGUCCAUCUAACCAGUAUUGCCGUUCAAACCAGUGUGUUGAUGGGUGCGAAUCUGACCAGACCUGCAACCUUGAGUACACUUGCAAUCUUCCCAUGAAGGAUUGCGUUCCUGGAUGCUUUGAAAACGACGAAAGGUGUCCCUUGAAUCAUAUCUGUGAGGGAUCUGGAUCCAAAUCUAGAUGCACUUUGGGAUGCCAUUUGAAUGGGACAAGGUGUGAGUCUGGAUACAUAUGUCAAGAGUCCGAUGGACUUUGUGUGCCGGGGUGCAAUGCUGAAGGCGCCCCAUGUCCUCGGGGUUAUCUCUGUCUCGAUGCAAUUUGCAAUCAAGAGGAGUAGCGUUCAUUCGGAAAGUAAAAUCGAGAGCUCCGACCAACCAGCCAACUAACCAUUCACCAGAGCCAUCCUAUUCUGUCCGUUGGUUACUUUGGAAGCGGAUCAGAAACUGUACGUAAUAGUCGACGACGUAACACGUAACUUUGGCCAAAAAUGUGUUCAUCUCAACACAUGAACACAAAAAAGAACUGAUACGUUUCCAUGGGCAAACAAGCAACCAUCAGAGAUUCCAAACCAUUGGCACGAUAUGUCUUUUGAUCUGACUCCGUCAGAUGAUUCGGAGGCCAAAAGACUUGUUGGGAAACAUCCGAAACACUUGAAUGUGCUUUAGGUGGCAAUGUCGAAUUGUAUUAUGAGGUAUGGCCUGU